Ectocarpus sp. CCAP 1310/34 is the source of this 3300-nucleotide messenger RNA. NCBI's taxonomy places the organism in Eukaryota, Phaeophyceae, Ectocarpales, Ectocarpaceae. The record is from the annotation of a GenBank genome assembly.
UGCGACGUGAUGACUACUUCGGAUCCGCCAACCACUGCCACCGCCAUGAUGAUCGAGCCGAGUCCUCCUGCUCCUUCCCCUCCCCCCGCGUCGGACGUUGAGGCAAACGCGGGCAUCGAAACCGAUCUCGCCGCCGCCGCGAAGGCCUUGCUAAGGAAGAAGAUGAUGCCGCCGCCGCCGACGACGACUGAGGCAACAACCGCCCCCGCCACCACCACCUCCGAGAUGGCUCUCCCAGAUGUGUCCGCAGUCGACGCCGAAACGGCUGUUGCGGCCGCACCCGCCCCUCUCGCUAGCGUUGCAGGCGACAGCAGCAGCAGCGGCAGUGACGACGGCAUCGAGGAGGAUGAUGUAGCCGACGCGCCGCCCCCGCGGGGCGGUGCCGCUGAGGAGGCAGGCGCUGACGACGGCACGGAAUUGCCUGCAUCGGCGGCGGCGGCGGCGGCGGCGGUGGCAACAGCCACCCUAGAGUCGACAGCAUGCGUUGUUCGGGGGAGCGAAGCGCAACAAGAAGGCGACGAGCCAGCUGACGAUACACCACGUGUGACGCCCACACAGGACAAAGAGCCCGUUACCGAGGUUCCAGCAGCACCCGCCGCCGCGCCGCCAAGCGACUCGCCCGCACCCGAGAGCGUUGUUGACGCAGCGGCUGCGGGGGAGACCGGUGGGGCCGACGACGCACCUCCGACGGCAGCGGCGGGAUGCAACGAUGAACAAGAUGCUCCGGCGGCGGAUGCCCGAGCAGCCGACGACGUUGUUGCUUCUCCUCCGACCGACGUCGCCCCUGAACCACCAUCGGCUGCGGCGGAGGCACCGGUCGAGACCGUCGCGGUGGAUGCUGAUGCUGUAACGGCGGAGAUCCCGCCGCUCACCGCCGAGGCCCUUGUUUCUGGGCAGCCCGCUGUACCCGUCGACGCUUUGACCGAACCAGCGGGCACCGUGGAUGCCGAGUCCCCGGUCGAAGAGAAGGGCGGCGUGCCCGAAGACGACACGCCCGCCGGCGACGACGCCGAGGCCGACGGCGAAGCGCCGCCGUCGGAAAAUGAACAAGAACAAGAUCAAGAACGCCUCUCCGAGGCCGCGACGAUGGCACCAGCUGACGACGAUGCCGCCGAUCCCCCCACCUCCGCCGAACCGUCCCCAGCACCAGCGGGAGAAGAUGCCGCCGCUUUCGCUUCCGCCGCAUCCGCCGAAUCGCGCGCGGCACCAGCGGAAGAUGAUGCCGCUCCCUCCGCCGAAGCCUCUGAGUCGCCGCCACCGAACGAGGAGGAGAAGGAAGCGGCGCCGGUCGAGGAGGCUCCAGGUACCGGAGACCUGUCGAGGACCGUGGUCGACGGCAUCGAAGAUGAAUCCGCGGCGCCCCCAGUCAGAGACGCCGCCGCCGCCGCCGCCGCCGCUGUUGGUCCCGCUGAUGCGGCGGAACCGCUCAAGACGGCCGCGAGCGUGGAGGAGCCGGCACCCGUUGAGGCGGCAGCCCCGGGUGGAGACAAGACUCCGCCGGAAGGCGAGCAGCCGGCGGCCCCGGCCAUGGCGGUCGAAGGUACUGCCGCUGAUGAUGUUCCAGCCGCCACCGCCGACUCGUCUGAGUCGCCGCCGCAGCCGCCGCCGCCUGGAGAAGGCGGCGGGGCGGCGGUUCCUGAGGACACGGCGGACGGCGUCACCGCUGAACAGGACGACUCUUCUGCUGGUGCUGCCGGUGAGUUGUGUGAGGCCGUACCAAGCGAGGCCAGCACCAAGCCGUCCCCACCGGUCGUGCCCGCGGAGACCGAGCCGGCAACAGCAGCGCCAGACGCUACUGCCGACGAGCCUGCCGAGCGGUCCCUCGAGGGGCCCGCCGAAACGCUGGCUGUCGACGCCGCCACCGAGGAAACCCCCGCCGCCGCCGCUACUACCGAGGACGACGUCGGAUCUGCCCUCGUUGUCGAAGACGCGGUCGCCGAUCCGUCGCCAGCUGAGGAUGAUGCGCUUACUGCCACGGGCACGGUGGUUGAGCCUGCCGCCGAGGGCGGAGACGGUGACGCAGAGACGGCCGUUGCGGCGGAAGUCGAACCUGCAGAAGAGGCCACCGCCGCCGCUAAGGGAGAGGAACAGGCGGUGGUUGCCGAAGACGCUGCCGAAGAGCCCGCCGCCGUCGCGGAAGAGACCGUCGCCGUCGCGGAAGAACCCGUCGCAGCCACGGAUGAGCCCAUCGCCGUCGCGGAAGGACCAGUGGCUGUCGCGGAGGAGACCGUCGCCGUUGCAGAAGAACCCGACGCCAUCGCGGAAGAGCCCGUCGCAGCCACGGAAGAACCCGUCACCGUCGCGGAAGAGACCGUCCCCGUCGCGGAAGAACCCGUCGAAGCCACGGAUAAGCCCGUCGCCGUCGCGGAAGGACCAGUGGCUGUCGCGGAGGAGACCGUCGCCGUCGCGGAAGCGGCCGUCGCCGUUGCAGAAGAACCCGAGGCCAUCGCGGAAGAGCUCGUCGCAGCCACGGAAGAACCCGUCACCGUCGCGGAAGAGCCCGCCGUUGUCGCGGACGAAACGCCUGCCGCUUCAAGCGACGGCGUCGCUGAGGACGUGGUAGCCGAGCGUGUGCCUCCCGUCAAGGAGAAGGACGACGACCUCGCCGAGGCUGUCGUUGCGGUGGAAGCGGAGGCUGAAGCGGGUGCCGGCGUAGAAAAGGAUGCGGAGGAGGGGGAGGAGGAGGAGCCGGUCGCCGCUGGCAAGGAAGAAGAAGCGGUAGCCACCGACGGAGCUGCCACCCCGGCGGAGGAAGAAGAAAGUACCGAAAGAAGCACCGUCCAAGAGGAGGCCCAGACCGAGGUCGUCGCCGAAGGCGAGGGUGACGUCCCUGCCGCUGAUGCCUCUCCCGAUGAGACGCCUUCCACGGCAGAGUCCGCCGACGUCCCCGCUGCCGAACCUUUGGUGGACGAUGCCGCCGCUGUUGCUGCUAGCGCCGGGGAGGAGCCCGCGGCACCGGAAGAAGAGUCCGUGGCCAAGGAAGAUGACCCCGAGCCAGCGGGCAUACCCGUUGCCGCCGAGGACGCCGCCGUGACCGUCGACGAGGCGGUCAUCACCCCGGACGAGACGGCCGCGGAGGAGGCUGCCGGCGUGGACAGCACGGCCGCGGUCGAAGGAGGAGAAGAAGAAGAGGCGUCCCCGGCGCCCCCGUCCGACGGUGAUGUUCCAGCAGUUGCCGACUCCGUUGAACCGGCUGGUGCCGGUGAGUUGAUGGGGUACGGGUAUGGGUGGACAGUGGAGCGUGUUUUGCGUUGGGUUUCGAGAUCUAAAGCGGUGCCUUCAAAUCACGACACUUUUUAA